This is a messenger RNA of Diaporthe citri, 681 nucleotides long. RefSeq lists its product as uncharacterized. The transcript has 3 exons. NCBI's taxonomy places the organism in Eukaryota, Fungi, Ascomycota, Sordariomycetes, Diaporthales, Diaporthaceae. The coding region runs from base 1 to 681 and encodes 226 amino acids. The record is from RefSeq and is a predicted model, not a curated record.
AUGGCUACUGAGCAGAAACUCGCAGUCACAUAUGGCGGCAAAGAACGAGUAGAGAGAACCAUCGAAGUCUUGACGCCCGCUUUCCGUGGCGAUCCCGUCUACACAUGGUUCUUACACACAUUCGACUCCCAAAAGCACGAGUCGGUGCUCCCCAGGCUCUUCCGCGGCUUUUUCACACAGUGCGCACUCAACAAAGGCAUGUUCAUCGAAGUGGGCGACUUUGGUUGCUGCGGUCUUCUUAUGCCGCCAGGGGCAGGAGUUGAGAACCCCUGGACAAUGCUACAGGCACGGAUCCUACCCGCGCUUUGGAGCAUCGGCGCGGGGGUAUUUGUGCGUGCCCUGUUCGAAUACGCCCCCGCUGCUGAAAGAAUGAUGGAACAGGUGUUCACCAAGGAAGAGAUGAAGAAGCACUGGUAUGUGUUUAUUAUGGGCACAUCUGUUGAUCGUCAACGACAAGGACUUGCCAGUGCCUUACUUGUGGAUAUGCAAGAGCGGGGUAGAACUGAUGGGAGACCGCUUUGGCUAGAGGCCAUAACGAAGUCAUCGUUAGCUCUGUACCUGAAGCAUGGUUUCCAAAACCAUGGUGAGAUCAUCCUAGGGAAGGGUAAGGUUGGCCGCGAUGGUCUGCCAAAGAAGAACGGCGAUGGUAUCGUGAUUUGGUCGAUGUCAUGGCGGCCAUGA